AUGUCCAUCGCCCGAAGGCCUUUGGUUCACAUGUCCAAUCGUCUCAGGCAACAAGCCCAGCAUAUGACCACAUCAACUGCUAGGACCAGCAAUAUGUCAGAACCACAACGACCCAACAUCACUCUAUACACGGACGCAACGCCGAAUGGGAUCAAGAUAUCGAUUGCUCUCGAAGAACUCGGCAUCCCAUACAAGGUCGAGCACAUCGACAUCUCGACCAACCGACAAAAAGAGCCGUGGUUUCUCGAGAUCAACCCCAACGGCCGCAUCCCCGCGAUCACCGACACGUUCUCUGACGGCAAACAUAUCCGUCUUUUCGAAUCAGGCAGUAUUUUUCAGUAUCUUGCCGAACAAUACGACAAAGACCACCGGAUCAGCUACCCAAAGGGUUCUCGCGAGCACUAUGAAGUGAACAACUGGUUAUUUUUCCAAAACGCCGGCCUGGGCCCCAUGCAAGGCCAAGCAAACCAUUUUGUCCGGUACGCGCCAGAGAAGAUCCAGUACGGCAUGGACAGGUACGUGAACGAGACGCGACGCUUGUAUGGGGUACUGGACAAGCACUUGCAAAGCUCGAAGUCGGGGUUCAUUGUUGGCGAUCACAUUUCUAUCGCUGACAUCACGACAAUUGGCUGGGUGAUUUGGGCAGGCUGGGCGGGGGUUGAUAUCGACGAGUUCCCGACGCUCAAGAAGUGGGAGGAGAUGAUGUAUGCGAGGCCAGGAGUGAAAAGGGGUUGUGACGUUCCGAAACCACUGAGGAUCAAGGAGCGUCUGAAGGAUAAGGCAAAGAUGGAAGAAGAUGCGAAGAAGGCGAGUGCGUGGAUUGUGCAGAGUAUGGAGGAGGAUAAGAAGAGAAAAAUCCCCGAAGCUCGAGCUAUAGGUACGUGA
Messenger RNA from Rhinocladiella mackenziei CBS 650.93, 885 nucleotides. RefSeq lists its product as uncharacterized. Lineage: Eukaryota; Fungi; Ascomycota; Eurotiomycetes; Chaetothyriales; Herpotrichiellaceae. Bases 1 to 885 code for a protein of 294 amino acids. The transcript has a single exon. The record is from RefSeq and is a predicted model, not a curated record.